UAACUGACGCUAACGCCUGCGAAGCAUCAAUCUGUGAACAUCAAUGAAUUAAUUGUAUACUUCAAAUUGUGUAUCUAUGAUUUAUUAUUAUCAACAAUUAUUAUUUUUUUUGCGGCUUCGUGUUUAAUUUUAUUUGCUUGACUUCUUUUCUAUUGAAUAUGAGUGCACAAGCACAUUCUUCUGCAAAAAUGAAAGAAUUACGGUUACCAAUCUCGAGGGUAAAAACAAUCAUGAAAAGUUCUCCUUAUGUUGAUACUGUCGGACAGGAUGGAUUGUAUUUGGUUACAAAAGCUACGGAACUCUUCAUACAUUAUAUAACAGAAGAGGCACAUAUGCAGAGUAACAAAGGAUCUUCUUUGGAUUAUAAACAUUUGGCAGAAGUGGUACAGACAAACGACACAUUGGAAUUUCUCAGAGAAAUAAUGCCCAGAAAGAUUACAGUCAGACAGUUCAAAGAAAUGAUGGCAGCUAAGAAUGCAUCUCACAGUAGUUCUUCCGAGAGCAGUUCGGAUUCAGACAGCGAUAGUGAUUCAGAUACAGAUUCUUGUUCAGACAGUGACGAAACAAAAGCAGAGAAUGGGAAUACGUCAGGUAGUGAGCGAGAAAGUGAAACUAAAGAGAACGGUGCUUGUCAUUCAGAUAGUGAAAGUAGUAUAAAAAGUGAUAGCGAAGACAAUAAGAGAUGAGUAUCAUUGCUCUCUUUAUAUUCAGCAGAUAAACAUUCUGAUUAUUUAACAAAUUUACGAGUAUUCUUUUUGAUAAAAUUAUCUGUAUAAAUUUAUUAAUAUCAAGACUUUUUGCAUAUCUAUAUAUCAAUAGAAAUAAUUAAGCAAAUCAAAUAACAAAAUGGUCCAAAAGACUAUGAAAACUUAUCUUAAAAGAAAAGAUCUUAUUUUUAUAUGUCUGUAAAUGAUCAUAAAUGUGAAUCGCCAUUUUAUAUAAUAAGCAUAUUUCAAAU
Molecule: messenger RNA, 958 nt
Organism: Camponotus floridanus (Florida carpenter ant)
Lineage: Eukaryota; Metazoa; Arthropoda; Insecta; Hymenoptera; Formicidae
Gene: Chrac-16
Product: chromatin accessibility complex protein 1
Exons: 2
Coding region: 159-686 (175 amino acids)
Cellular component (GO): nucleus; CHRAC
Molecular function (GO): protein heterodimerization activity
Source: RefSeq, a predicted model, not a curated record